This is a messenger RNA of Pseudovirgaria hyperparasitica, 440 nucleotides long. RefSeq lists its product as uncharacterized. The transcript has a single exon. Lineage: Eukaryota; Fungi; Ascomycota; Dothideomycetes; Acrospermales; Acrospermaceae. The coding region runs from base 83 to 388 and encodes 101 amino acids. The record is from RefSeq and is a predicted model, not a curated record.
UCGAGAAACUUAUAGGAAAGUGCCCGCUCUUGAACUGGUCCAGGCCUCUGAAAGCAUCACAGAUAUCCUUGACUAAGCACAAAUGGACAUGUUCUCCCCAAACGAUUACCAUUCUCAUCAAGCUCGCAACGAUGGCGGCAACACACCCCAAUUUCUUCAGGUUCCAUAUUCUUACGCUCAGUAUCAUGAUACCAGCAAUCCUCCAAGCUACGCAAUGCAGUGGUCACAUUUGGACGGCUCGAAUGUACCUCCCGAACAACCUGCUUAUACGCACGCACAGAGCUCCAGCUUCCCACCUCACGAGGGCCUGCAAUACGUCACCGAUGCAUCCGACGCUGGCAGUUAUGCUGGCUUGGCGUUGUCACCAGGAGAUAACAAUAGCGUGUGAGUGCCCAAUCUACUUUGUCCGCAAGUACAGAGGCGAAUCCCCAAGGCUUCGC